Molecule: messenger RNA, 1923 nt
Organism: Aspergillus sclerotioniger CBS 115572
Lineage: Eukaryota; Fungi; Ascomycota; Eurotiomycetes; Eurotiales; Aspergillaceae
Gene: pbs2
Product: mitogen-activated protein kinase kinase PBS2
Exons: 2
Coding region: 1-1923 (640 amino acids)
Biological process (GO): cellular hyperosmotic response; MAPK cascade; protein phosphorylation
Molecular function (GO): ATP binding; MAP kinase kinase activity
Source: RefSeq, a predicted model, not a curated record
AUGGCGACAGAAGGCGAAUCUAUUGCGGAUCUCUCGUCCAGGUCCAUGUCGGAUCUGGACAACCGGUCCGACACCACCGAUGAUGACCUCUCCCCCUCUCUUACUACCGCUCAAUCGUAUACCUCGGUACCGUCCCUACGUCCAACUCUAGACAAGACCGGAAUCACCCCAUCAUCAACGCAUCUGGGUCAGCUCAACGCGGCCCGGCGCGGUGCGGGGACCCCUCCUCGUCCACAAGCCUCAAUGAGCGGCGCGCAGCCUGGAGGAUUAAAUCAGGAUAUCUUGGCAAAGAUGAAGGCUUUCUCUUUGUCCAGACAGGGUGCUCCGCCGGCUUUGGCGCAUGCCAAUACAACCGGCCUGGUACCCAGGGCUUCUCCAUCGGUGUCGGGCGCGAGCCCAAUAUCGGGCCAGUCUCCGUCAGUCGCGAACGGCCCGUUGGCAGGUGCUCUUUCCGGGCGUCUACCACCGGUGGCAGUCCGACCGGGUACCAAGAACUGGGUUUCUUCGCCUUCGGUGCCUCAUGGGUCAUCUCCGGGUCCUUCUCCCAAACCCGGCGGCUUGGCCGCGAAACGUAUGAAGCCAGGUCUCAAGCUGUCCGAUGCCACAGGUUUGAACGGGUCAUCAUCGCCAAGCCAACCUUCUACUGGCGGCCCUGCCGUGCCCGAGACAGCAUUCAGCAAAUACUCGGAAUUCAUCGACACACAAUCGGGCACAUUGAAUUUUAAGAACAAAGCUGUUCUACACGGUGGCGGUAUCGAAUUCUCGUCAGGUCAUAGUUUCAAUAUUUCUCUAGAUGAGGUCGACCGUCUGGAGGAGUUGGGCAAGGGUAAUUACGGAACAGUUUACAUGGUUCGCCACAGCCGCCCUCACAUGCGUAAACCUGGACUGGGAUUACGGGGCAUAGUCAGUCGCACUGAGGAUGGGAGUGCGGCUACCCCCGUGGUGAAAUCGCAGGACCAGCUCUCUGGAGUCGUCAUGGCGAUGAAGGAGAUCCGCUUGGAGCUGGAUGAGAGCAAAUUCGCGCAGAUCAUCAUGGAGCUGGAAAUCCUCCACCGCUGCGUCUCGCCAUUUAUCAUCGACUUUUAUGGCGCCUUUUUCCAGGAAGGUGCUGUUUACAUUUGUGUUGAGUACAUGGAUGGCGGCUCGAUCGACAAGAUUUACAAGGAGGGAAUGCCCGAGAACAUCCUUCGCAAAGUUGCAUUAUCCACUGUCAUGGGCUUGAAGACCCUCAAGGACGACCACAAUAUUAUUCAUCGCGAUGUCAAGCCCACGAAUAUCCUUGUCAACACGCGCGGACAGGUCAAGAUCUGCGAUUUCGGUGUCAGUGGAAACCUGGUCGCCAGUAUCGCGAAAACAAACAUUGGUUGUCAGAGCUACAUGGCCCCCGAACGUAUUGCGGGCGGUGGUGUACAGCAAUCUGGAACAACUGGGGGUGGAACUUAUAGCGUCCAGAGUGAUGUCUGGAGCUUGGGUUUGUCCAUCAUUGAGUGUGCCAUUGGUCGGUACCCAUAUCCUCCGGAGACUUUCAACAACAUUUUCAGCCAAUUACACGCCAUUGUCCAUGGAGACGCACCGACACUCCCGGAAGCCGGCUACUCUGAAGAAGCGCACGCCUUUAUCCGUGCAUGCUUGGACAAGAACCCGAACAACCGCCCCUCAUACAGCAUGCUACUUCGACAUCCCUGGCUCUCGUCACUUAUGCAGCCCCCUACCGAGGCCGACGGCGAGGAUGCAGUUGAUGGCUCGGCGAAGGAAGCGACAGAGGAUGAGGAAGUUGCGGCUUGGGUGAAGGACAAGCUAGACCGUCGCCAGCGUGGCCUACUCCAAGAAGCAAAUAAACCUGCGCUGCACGCCGUCGCUCUGGAUGCCGUUCCUGGAAGUCCUCUCCUCGACGACCCCUCGGCAAUCUCAGCUCAAGGUUGA